Molecule: messenger RNA, 1567 nt
Organism: Aspergillus homomorphus CBS 101889
Lineage: Eukaryota; Fungi; Ascomycota; Eurotiomycetes; Eurotiales; Aspergillaceae
Product: putative ethanolamine kinase
Exons: 6
Coding region: 128-1420 (430 amino acids)
Biological process (GO): phosphatidylcholine biosynthetic process; phosphatidylethanolamine biosynthetic process
Cellular component (GO): cytoplasm
Molecular function (GO): choline kinase activity; ethanolamine kinase activity
Source: RefSeq, a predicted model, not a curated record
UGAUUGACUAUUAAUACUAGGAAUCUUGCGGAUGACUCGUCGCAUUCACUCGCCUGUCGACCUUUGAACUUUCUUUGCCUCCUUUUCAUUAUCCUUUUUUUUUUUUUUUUUUUUUCCCUCGACCACCAUGACUAUGUGCCAACAGAAAGGAACUGGCUUGCGAUACAUUCCGCUAUCCUAUAAUCAUGCCGAUUCUCACGCAUCCGCGUUACGGUUGAUCCUCACGCUCAACCCUGAUUGGGAGGGCCCGGAGAACAAGAUCGAAUUCGUGCGCUUCACGGACGGCAUCACCAAUACUCUUCUUAAAAUCAUCAAUCGCAAGCCCGGCUUGACCGAGGAGCAGAUAGACCACGAUGCAGUACUGAUGAGAGCGUACGGUAACCACACAGAGAUUCUUAUAGACCGCGAAAGAGAAACGAGCUCCCACGCUCUCCUCGCCAGCUAUGGCUUAGCCCCCCCUCUCCUGGCACGAUUUAAGAAUGGCCUCUUGUACCGGUUCCUUCGGGGCCGGCCGGCGACCCACGAGGACCUGGCGACGCCUCCGGUCUGGCGUGGUGUCGCCAGACGAUUGGCGCAGUGGCAUGCCGUGCUGCCCGUUAGUGGCACUCCUGCGACCUCGAGGAGCUCCGACGAUAAACCCCUGACGCGACCAGUAGACGUCGACUCGGAAGACCAUAAGCAGCAGUCCAAGCAAGAAAAUGACUUGUCCGUGGUGAAGACCAAGCAACCCGGACCGAACAUUUGGACUGUCACUCAGAAAUGGAUCCUUGCCCUUCCCACGGCAACGGAGGAGCAGCGUCAGCGGAGACUAAGUCUCCAGAAGGAGCUUGAACGGGUCGUGCGUGAGCUCGACGAUGGAAAGGGACUCGGUGAAGGCGGCCUGGUCUUCUCUCACUGCGAUCUCCUCUGUGCCAACGUCAUUGUCCUUCCUUCGGAAAAGAAGCAGAAUGGGCACGCUGCCACAGCUGUUGACGACCAAGAACCCGCGACAGUCAACUUCAUUGACUACGAAUAUGCUACUCCCUCCCCCGCUGCCUUCGACAUUGCCAACCACUUUGCUGAAUGGGCUGGCUACGACUGCGACUACAACAUGAUGCCGACGCGCUCCGUCCGACGCCAGUUCCUGACGGAGUACGUCAAGAGCUACAGCUACCACAAGGGAAUCCUGGAACCGUCGCAGCCGGAGAUCGUAGACCGACUAUACGACGACGUCGAUCGAUUCCGUGGAAUUCCCGGUCUAUACUGGGGAAUCUGGUCGCUCAUCCAAGCGCAAAUCUCCCAGAUCGACUUCGACUACGCGUCCUACGCCGAGCUCCGCCUCGGAGAAUACUACGCCUGGCGUCGCGAAACGGACGGAUCCCGAGCCCAGGCUAAGGAAGAGAUGCCUCUCCGUGAACGUCGCUGGGCUCAAGAAGCUUAGUCCGGAAGGUCGAUCACGACCACACACAACUUUCUUCGAAUCCCGCAUACACUUUUCUGCAACCAUUAAUGCAUCUCUAAUGCAUCUUCCUGGGGCAUCUCAUAAACAAAUCCCCAGUUGAUAAUAGCUUCUACCCCUUCAUUGUAC